AUGGCCAAGUCAAAGAAAAAUUUGAACCCAGACGAGCCCGUGCUUGAGGAAACCACCUCGGAUCCUCAAGAAGUCGCUCACAGGGCAUCAACCAUGGAGAUACCCGAGCCCACCAUCAGCCGUAUUGGACACUUAGAGCGAGAAUUCGGUCAGCUCCGUCGAGAUAUGAACAAGGCCGAGAAUCAUAGACGGCGAGAUAUGGAGAGACAAUUCGGUGAUCUUCAAAAAGACUUAGACGAAAUGAGGAAGAACCAACAAAAAGAAAUGGAUGAAGUGCGUGCAAUGUUUAGGGUUCUUGCUUCAAACCAGCAACAGGGUACAGAAAGGGCUACUCAUGGCCCGAAUACACGCCCAGAUAAAGGAAAAGGUUUGUUAGUAGCACCGAACUACCAAACCGACACUGAGGUCGAUCCCAACAACAUAUCUCACAUUGGGACGAGUACAGAGGGAGGCAGACGCAAUACUAUGGCGCCUCCUCAAGAUCGGCAUCAACAGGAUGCCUACGGUGAUAGAACUCCCCGUGCCCCACGCUUUGGCCAAUAUAGCCAAAACCGAGUGGAAUUAACGUCAGAAGGGGAGCAAGACGAGUCUCCAGCUCGUCAACGAAGAGGAUCUCGAUUCCACCACAGACAAGAAGAGCGACGGACACCCUCAGUCCGAUAUCAGUUCCCUAAGUUCAAUGGGGAACACUUGCGUGAAUGGCUCUUCAUGGCAGAGCGAUACUUCCUAUGCCACCACGUCCCCGAAGAAGAAUGGAUAGAAAUAGCUACGGCAAACAUGAUUGGGGAAGCCACAACGCAUUAUUUGUGGUUUAACCACAAUACAGAUGUCCAGACGUGGGUGAAAUAUAAGGCCAGUCUCCAACUUCAAUUUGGAGACUCAACAUUUAUAGAUUACGAUGAGGACUUGAAGAAUCUAGUCCAGACCACUACCGUGCCCGCCUACAAGAGGCAGUUUGAACGCCUCGCCAGCAUGGUUAGAUGGCCUGAGAAGGCCCUCAUCGGCGCUUUCAAGGGAGGCCUUAGAAAUGACAUCAAGCGAGAGAUGAAAAUUCAUCGCUUUAAAAAGUGUGAGGGAAAAUGGGACAAAUAUCACAAGUGCCCCGCGUACUUCAGGGUACAAGUGAUAAGUGACGUGGAGUCAAGCUCGUGUACAGACAGUGACUCAUCCUCCAGCGCUUCUUAUGAAUCCAGCUCGUCCUCGUCUGAGGAAGAAGUAAUUCAAAAGCGCCGAGUUAGAAAAACCGAGAAAAAGAAAGAGGUUACCAAGGAAGAGACUCCCGUUGAAGAGGAGAAACCCACAGAGGCCGAGUCUCUUCACUCGAUGCAAGACCCGAAUAAGCCCAACUCAUUCCGUGUGUUUGGGAGGAUCAACGGCAAGAAGAUCCUCAUCUUGUUGGACAACGGGGCCACACGAAACUUCCUAACCGAGGAAGCCGCCAGAAAGUGUAAAGUGCCCUUAGAAUCCAGCCAGCCACAAACAAUAGUCGUGGGAGGGGGUCUAAGGCUGAAAUGCCUUAACGAAGGGAAGAACAUGGAAGUUGUAAUCAAGAAGAAACCCUUCAAAAUCGAUUUCUUGGUAAUUCCGUUGGAUGGAGUCGAUUUAAUUCUCGGAAUACCCUGGUUUUUCACAUUGGGCAUCAUAUCAUGGGACGUGAAGAAUUUCAACAUGACCUUCACGCCCGAUGGUGAGGAUGAGCCGAUGACCUUACAAGGCAUCACGAGUACAAUGCGUCCCAAGGCUGCCUUACGAGCUAUAGAGGCAGACCAACCAGCGUGUUGGGUGAUGGCACUAGCGACAGAUGUGCCAUCAAAAGAAGAGCAAGAAGAGAUUGUGCCACCAAGGAUUCAGUCGGUGCUAGACCGUUUUGAAGAUUUGUUCGAGGAGCCAAAAGGAUUACCUCCUCCUCGCUCCUACUACCAUCGAAUCGUUAUGACCCAAGGGGCCGAACCGGUCAAUGUACGGCCCUACAGAUAUGGGUAUAACCAGAAGGCUGAGAUAGAGCGUCUGGUUAAGGAGAUGCUAGAGAGUGGCAUAGUUCAGCCAAGCAGCAGUCCUUUUUCUUCCCCUGUCUUUCUAGUGAAGAAGAAGGACAACACAUGGCGCUUUUGUGUUGAUUAUCGCGCCCUGAACGAAGCCACGGUGAAGGACAGGCACCCCAUACCUGUCAUCGAUGAGUUGUUGGAUGAACUAGCCGGCGCGACCAUAUUCUCCAAGAUAGACUUGAGAGCCGGCUAUCAUCAAAUCAAAAUGUGCAAGGAUGACGUCCCCAAAACGGCAUUCAGGACACAUGAUGGGCACUACGAAUUCCUCGUUAUGCCCUUCGGUCUCACUAACGCACCGGCUACAUUUCAAAGGUGUAUGAACGACGUCUUUCGCCAAUACCUGCGAGACUUUAUAUUGGUUUUCUUCGACGAUAUCUUGAUAUACAGUCAGACGGAGGAAUUGCAUGAGCAGCACCUUGCAGUAGCUCUUCAGGUCUUGCGUGAUAACCAAUUAUAUGCCAAGCGGUCCAAAUGCAGCUUUGGACAACCAAGCAUUGGUUAUCUUGGGCACAUCGUGUGCCAACAAGGGGUUCGGGCAGACCCCGAAAAAUUGGACGCCAUGCAGAGAUGA
Nymphaea colorata (pocket water lily) is the source of this 2616-nucleotide messenger RNA. RefSeq lists its product as uncharacterized. Lineage: Eukaryota; Viridiplantae; Streptophyta; Magnoliopsida; Nymphaeales; Nymphaeaceae. The coding region runs from base 1 to 2616 and encodes 871 amino acids. The record is from RefSeq and is a predicted model, not a curated record. The transcript has 2 exons.